This is a messenger RNA of Nothoprocta perdicaria, 2163 nucleotides long. It is a transcript of the gene SH2B2, whose product is annotated as SH2B adaptor protein 2. Gene Ontology annotation, biological process: intracellular signal transduction; antigen receptor-mediated signaling pathway. Gene Ontology annotation, molecular function: transmembrane receptor protein tyrosine kinase adaptor activity. The transcript has 10 exons. The coding region runs from base 140 to 1972 and encodes 610 amino acids. Gene Ontology annotation, cellular component: plasma membrane. The record is from RefSeq and is a predicted model, not a curated record. NCBI's taxonomy places the organism in Eukaryota, Metazoa, Chordata, Aves, Tinamiformes, Tinamidae.
CAAGCUGUGGCCCUGCGUUCCCGUGUCGAAAUCCACCCGCUGGGUUGUGCGUUUGAACCAGGAGGACUUUGCUGCUGGCUCACAGUGACCCUCUGAAGUGGAACAGGGAGGAGCCCGCCAGCCGUGGGAUGGGGCAGUCAUGAACGGCGAUGCCCUCUGCCAGGAGCCGUCCUCGCCGCUGCCCGACUGGCGCGAGUUCUGCGAGCUGCACGCGCAGGCGGCCGCCGUCGACUUCGCCCAGAAGUUCUGCCAGUUCCUGAGGGAGAACCCGCACUACGACACGCCGGGCGCCGAGGCCUCCUUCUCCCACCACUUCGCCGCCAACUUCUUGGACAUCUUCAGCCUGGAGGUGAGCCGGGUGUUCGUGUCCGACUCGCCCACCAAGUACAACAUCGUGCCCUUCGUGGGGCUGCAGAACUGCCACGUGCCCUACGGGCGCGACGUGGCGCAGAGGAAGGAGGAGACCUCCACGGAGUCGCUGGACAGCAUGGAGCACCCCCUGGGCGCCCAGCGCUACCUGAGCCCCUCGCAGCAGGCGCAGGCGCGCAAGGUCUCCUCCUACGGGCAGUCCCGCAGCUCCGAGGACGUGUCUGUCCAUGCCGCCUCCAAGCCCAAGUUCAAGAAGGGCUUCUCGCUGAGGAACAUGAGCUUGUGCGUGGUGGACGGCGUCAAGGAGAUGUGGCAUCGGAAGUCCUCGCCGGAGCCGGGCGCCGAGGCCACACACGGCGGCAGGAGGGCCGAGAGGGAGCCGUGGCCGUCGGGGAGCAAGGAGCACAGUGACUCCCGGGAGAAAUGGACCCACAAGCUGCGGCUUUCCAAGGCACAGUCCUCCAAGGUGGACGUGGUGGACAUCCAGAGGGAGGGGACCCUCCGCUACAUGGUGGCCGACGACACGAACUGUGUGGGGAGCUCGCAGUGGCAGAAGUGCCGGCUGCUGCUCAGGAAGGCAGUGAAGGUGGAAGGGGAGAGGUUCCUGCUCGAGUUCUACGUCCCCCCAAAGGCUUCCAAACCAAAGGUGAGCAUCCCGCUGUCGGCCAUCAUUGAGGUGCGCACGACCAUGCCCUUGGAGAUGCCCGACAAGGACAACACCUUCGUGCUGAAGGUGGAAAACGGCGCCGAGUAUAUCCUGGAGACCAUCGACUCCCUGCAGAAGCACUCCUGGGUGGCAGACAUCCAAGACUGCAUUGACCCCGGGGACAGCGGGGACGACAUCGAGCUGGCUGCCUGCGCGCAGGGAGCCUGCCUGCCAGGCAGGGUGUCCUCCUGCAGCUGCGAAUUUCUGGCUGAUGAUGCGCCCAGGCCGCCGGACAGAUGUGCCAUGCCCAGCGCUCACAGUGCCACCCCUGCAGCCUCCACAGCCACCACUGUCACUGCAGCCCACGGCCGCGCCAGGGACUCGGUGGGGGAGCUGCUGACCCAUGUCCCGCUGGAGAACUUCCUGCAGACCCUGGAGUCUCCUGGUGCUGCCGGAGGGCACCCAGCAGGGGAGGAUGGUGAGGCUGAAGCGGAGAUCAACCUCUCCGACUACCCCUGGUUCCACGGCACACUGUCGCGCAUCAAGGCGGCCCAGCUGGUGCUGUUGGGGGGAGCCAGGAGCCACGGCCUGUUCGUCAUCCGGCAGAGCGAGACGCGGCCGGGCGAGUACGUGCUGACCUUCAACUUCCAGGGCAAAGCCAAGCACCUGCGGCUGUCGCUGAACGAGAGCGGGCAGUGCCACGUGCAGCACCUCUGGUUCCAGAGCAUCUUCGACAUGCUGCGCCACUUCCACACGCACCCCAUCCCGCUGGAGUCGGGCGGCGCCGCCGACAUCACGCUCCGCAGCUACGUGGUGGCCCAGAGCCCGCUGCUGGACACGGUCCCGGCGCCGGCGCCGCCGCAGCCGGGCUGCCGGCCGGAGCUGCCGGACUACCACGAGGCCGAGGGCGCGCGGGGCCGGGCCCGCGCCGUGGAGAACCAGUACUCCUUCUACUGACCCUGCGCCCUGGGCCACCGAGCUGGACUCGGCGCCUCUUGCCGCCAGGUCGGCCAUGAGCUGCUCCUCUUGGCGUUGGGAAGCGACGUCCCGGAUGGAGCCGGCGCCGGUGCUGCGCUUGGGGCUGGGAGACGGAAAACAUGUGUGGGAGCCCGCGGAGCUGGCGGCAGCCUCCCCUUCCCUCCUGGCCU